UAAAAUUUGAGCUUCAAUAACUAGUGAAUGUUCGGUGAAGGAUGGCAUUUGCGAACGAUUUUCAUGAUGGUUUUAGGUAUAGGAGGGUUGCAAUUUUUUCGGACUAGCAUGGUAAUUGCUUCCUAGAGAUUGCGUCUUGGAGUUUCUUCUCUGUGACCAUCCGCCCGUUAGUAUUACCGUAAAAUAUUUGUACCGGUGGGUUUUGUCAGGUAGUUGUAGUGGCUGUACAGUAUUUGCAAAAAAUUCCAAUAAAAAUGAAGUAUCGGCAAAAAAAAAAUCUCUAAGUCUCGGCAAGAAAAAAUCUCCUGGGGGAAAGUGACAGCACGGCACGAGGCUUAUUCUUCUCCUUACUACUCGUUCCCACCGUGGAGAGAUCCGAUCCAAUCCAAUAGUUCGACGAUACAAUCCAGCACCAAAUCGAAGCUAACCACGCAAUCUCAGCGACUAGCAGCCGCGUCCUCCGAGCAGGGCGCCAAGGUCGCAUCUCAGGAUUCUAGGGUUUCAAUCAGUUAACUAAUCAAUAGGGCUCUGGAUUCCGGCCAUGGAGUCGCUGCCGCGCAAGCUCAACAUCGACAGAGACGAGGACAGAAUCAGCGCGCUCCCUGACGAACUACUCCUCGAAAUCAUUGAGCGCCUUGACCUGCCCGAGGCGGUCCGCACCGGCGCAGUCUCGGCGCGGUGGCAUCAUCUCCCCUACCGGCUCUCCCGCCUGCACCUCGACGUUGGCUACUUCCAAGGCGCCACGCCGUCCGAGGUCAUGGACGCGUUCACGAGCGCUGCGCAGACGCUGUUGUCUGUGGUUCCUUUGGACGAGUGCGACUGCGAAAGUGACGCCCUCAAGACCCUCAUCCUCACCUUCUACGUGUCAUCUCCUCACCUGAGCUCCAUAGGCCGCACCAUCGAGGACCUUCUGAGCUACGGAGAUACCGAAUGCCUUGAGUUUUGCAUAUUCCCGCCGCCAUCCCUGCUGCUCGCCCCACUGCUUGCUGAGUUCGGGAAGCAGUUCAUGUCCUUCUCCCGUGCCUACCCGGUUGCCUUCCAGUGUCUCACGAGGCUUACACUCAAGAACCUUGUGUUUGGACAUUCCGAUGUCACCGACCUCAUUAGUGCUUGCAAUGAGCUCAAGCACCUCACCCUGAGUUCCUGCAGACUGGUUGAUGAGCAGUCGGCAUUCAAGAUUGAUACCCCGUGCUCAGGGCUUGGGAAGCUUGACUUCAUCCGUUUUCGUUGCGAACGGAUCGAACUCAUCUCCGUCCCCAAGCUCACGACAGUGGUGUGCCGUUCUCGGCGCUAUGAGAACCCUCUGGUGCACUUCGGCGAUGUUCCCAAGCUUCGCCGAGUGAACCUCGGUUAUUAUGCCAAUGCAUGGCACGCGCCACUCAUGUUGAGCGACUGCCUUCCAAGGAGUUCCGGGAAUCUGUCGAAACUGAAACUCAAUUUUUUUUGCCAAACGAUUUGGGUUCAGCCGGAGCAGCCGAAGCAUCUGACUGCCAUAUUCAGAAACCUGGCCAAUGUCUAUCUUUCUGGUAUCUUCCCUGAGUGUGAUCUGAGCUGGACCCUGUUUAUCCUGCAAGCUGCACCUGCCCUGCAGAUCUUGUCAUUGUCUCGAGAACGGUAUGCUUGUCUCGGAGCGGUCGAGGACAGUGCCGAGAAGACCAAUGUGGUGUGGGACCCAUCCAAGAAUUUGAAGCACCUGAACUUGAAGUCGCUGCUGAUGUCCGGGUUCGAGGAGGAAGACAAGGUGACAAACUACAUAAGGCUAGUCAUGGAGCGAGCUGUGGGAUUGAAGAGAAUCGAGAUGUAUGGUGUACACCCAUGUGAGAAAUGCGAUGCCACUGACCCGACGAGAUCCCAGGUGAAUGAAGCUUGCAGGCGCCUGGUCAAGGAGCGACUCACACAUGGAUCCUCCUCAACCGUGGAGAUAUUAAUAAUGUGCUGACGGGUAUUGUCAAGGAAUGCUACGUCGUCUCAUAACGCUCGCUGCUGUUGCAGUGAUGAUUCUGCAUGUGGUGGGCCCAGUAGUUAUUUAAAUUUCUAGGUACUAAUAGCCUGAGAAUACUUGAUUGAUCUGGACCUUGCAGUGUAGCUAUAUUGUGUCUACUGCGGUGUCUGGAUGCAUCCUUUUCUUUUCAGUACUUGCCUUUUGUAUGCUGAUUUGUUCACCUGCUUGGGGCAUCGCUCUAAUUCUUCACUUCUUAGGAAACCUUGUGGUAAUAGACCCCCUUCCGAAUUUGUGUAACACUGCUGAAGCAGCUAAGGCAAUGUAAGCGAGGUUGACUGCGGCGCUGUAGAUAAUUGCAUCUUGUACUUCAUUCAAAUUCUUUUGUCGAUCUAUUUCCAGAAUGUGACUUACUUCGGGAAACCUUGUGGUA
Aegilops tauschii subsp. strangulata is the source of this 2372-nucleotide messenger RNA. The record is from RefSeq and is a predicted model, not a curated record. NCBI's taxonomy places the organism in Eukaryota, Viridiplantae, Streptophyta, Magnoliopsida, Poales, Poaceae.